Messenger RNA from Nicotiana attenuata, 707 nucleotides. Its product is annotated as probable 60S ribosomal protein L14. Lineage: Eukaryota; Viridiplantae; Streptophyta; Magnoliopsida; Solanales; Solanaceae. Gene Ontology annotation, cellular component: ribosome; cytosolic large ribosomal subunit. The record is from RefSeq and is a predicted model, not a curated record. Gene Ontology annotation, biological process: ribosomal large subunit biogenesis; translation. Bases 107 to 508 code for a protein of 133 amino acids. Gene Ontology annotation, molecular function: structural constituent of ribosome; RNA binding. The transcript has 5 exons.
AAUACUACAGUCAGUAGCCACAUUGAAAAACCCUAGCACUAUAUUACUCCUUCCACCUCCUCUUUUCAUAGCCUGCUCGCGCGUCUACUCCUUCAGAUCGCCGAAAAUGCCGUUCAAGAGGUUCGUGGAGAUUGGAAGGGUAGCCUUAAUCAACUACGGAAAGGAAUAUGGCAAGCUGGUCGUUAUCGUCGACGUCAUCGACCAAAACAGGGCUCUUGUUGAUGCUCCAGACAUGGUGAGGAGCCAGAUUAACUUCAAGAGACUUUCACUCACAGAUAUCAAAAUUGACAUCAAAAGAAUCCCAAAGAAGAAGACCUUGGUCGAGGCUAUGGAAGCUGCUGAUGUGAAGACCAAGUGGGAGAACAGUUCAUGGGGAAGGAAGUUGAUAGUGCAGAAGAGGAGGGCUGCACUUAACGAUUUUGACAGGUUCAAGCUUAUGUUGGCAAAGAUUAAGAGGGCCGGAGUUGUGAGACAGGAGCUUGCAAAGCUUAAGAAGACAGCUGCUUAGGAGCUCUCUGAUUAGUGCGAUUGAUAUAUAGGAUUUAUGGAUCUUGUAUUUUGUUUAGCUUUGAGAGAUGUUAUAAAAGAAAUUUCUGUUUAUUGCCAUGCAAUAUUUAAGACGUUUUGAGAUAGUUAUCGUCCGAGAUUUUGCUGAUUUAUCAUGAGAAACCACCACUUAUAUAUUACCUGCUCCUUUAUAUUCUGAA